This is a messenger RNA of Nicotiana attenuata, 1341 nucleotides long. RefSeq names its product AT-hook motif nuclear-localized protein 10-like. Bases 153 to 1145 code for a protein of 330 amino acids. The record is from RefSeq and is a predicted model, not a curated record. The transcript has 5 exons. NCBI's taxonomy places the organism in Eukaryota, Viridiplantae, Streptophyta, Magnoliopsida, Solanales, Solanaceae. Gene Ontology annotation, molecular function: minor groove of adenine-thymine-rich DNA binding.
UAAUUAAAGAGAUUCUUUCGUUUUUUCCACAUUAGGGUUCUCGCGAAGUAUAUAUAUUUACCGCGAAGCAAUAAAAACUUUAUUGUACAAUUCCCAAGAAUUACCCGACUGGUAAAAACAAAGUGGUUCAGUAAAAGUAAAAUAGCAGGAGAAUGUCGUUUGCAGAAUCCAAUGGAGUUCACGCCCCAAUGCAAUCAUCCAUCGCUUCUGAUGGUGGUACGGAACCGUACUACCCUAUAAUGCCGCCAAUUUCAUCCUCACCUUCUCCGACGGAAACUUAUCAAGUUCCCGCCGAUACCGUUGCUCUUCCCGUUGCCGGUGCCGGAGACACGUCGGUGGUUACGGCAGUUACACCAGUGAGUGUGGACCCUAUUACUUCAAUUGAGCCGGCUAAAAGAAAGCGCGGAAGGCCAAGGAAGUAUGUUCCUCCUGAUGGUAUAAUCUCUCCUCAGUCAUUGUCGGCGGCGCAGUCCGGCGGUGGAUUUUCGCCGCCGGAGGGAAUGAAAAAGGGCAGGGGGAGACCACCUGGUUCUGGGCGUAAACAGCAAUUAGGUGAAUUAGGAUCAGCAGGUGCAGGGAUUGGAUUUAGACCCCAUGUUAUCACAGUAAGAGCAGGGGAGGAUGUAUUGGCAAAACUGAUGUCAUUCUCUCAUAGUACCUCGCAAGCCGUCUGCAUUCUGUCAGCAAAUGGCUCCAUAUCUAAUGUGACACUUCAGCAAGCAGCAAUAUCGGGUGGAACUGUAACAUAUGAGGGACAGUUUGAGAUCCUGUCUCUGUCUGGUUACUUUCUUCUCUCGGAAUCUGGUGGUGAGCGCAGCAGGACAGGUGGUUUGAGUGUGUUACUAGCUGGGCCAGAUGGCCAUGUUCUGGGUGGUGGUGUGGCAGGAGUUCUUACAGCAGCAUCCGCUGUACAGGUUAUUGUUGGUAGUUUCGCAAUGCAAGGUCAAAAGCAGUUAAAAUUGGAUCAUUCUGAUGCUUGUGGCAUGCCAUCCACAAUGGCCUCUGGAGCAUCAGCGGCUAAAAGCCCAUCAUCGCUCGGAACUGUAAGCGAGUCCAGUGGUGAGCCCGUGAGCCCUCAUAAUCAGCUUGUUGAAACUUCAAAUAAUAGUCCUCCUAUAGUUGCAAAUAACUUGCCCUGGAGAUAACUCAAUAAUAGGAGUGUUUUCCCUUAUUUCAAUUACACUGUUGAGAAUUUGUGUUGAUAAAUUUAGGAAGCCAACCAUUUUGUUGGUUUAGAAUUUCUUUUUUAUUGUAUUAGCAUCGUUGUGUAGACAUUUUUGGAUAUUAAACAUACCCUAUUGCUAUCAUUUUUUAAUAUAUGGGUACAUUAUUCUGUGAAAA